AUGCAUACCGUUGUGCAGCCCAAUGAAUGGGUGGCCGUGAAGCUCCCCAACGAGAGCAUCCGGAUCAUCCAAGUCAUCCCCAAUACCACCAUUUCGCUCGGCAAAUACGGCUCCUUUCCGAGCAACCUCAUCAUUGAGCGGCCAUAUCACCUCACAUACGAAGUCCAAGACAGACGCGACGACGAGAACUUUAACAGGUUGCGCGUCGUACCGGCCUCCGAGCUUCACGCAGAUGUCAUUGCCGAAGAGAACGGCGAAAAGGCAGUGCCCGAUGAGUCGGCGGAAGCCGACGCCGACGCCGACGCCGACGCCAACAAUGACGCCAGUGCCGUUACGUCGGCCAACGUGGUCGCCGUCGAAGAUGGCGCCGACUUCACCCUCGUCGACAAGGCCAGCGGCACCGUCAUCGCCCGCGAGGGCCGCGACAAGAUCGAGGCCGAGGCGCGGCAGCUCCUGACGCAGCAGGAGAUCGAGACGCUGAAGAAGCGCGACACGGACGGCGGACGAGACAUAAUUGCGAAGCUCUUGCUGUCGCACACGAGCCUCGAUGAGAAGACAACCUUUUCUCUGGCAAAAUACAAAAUUCUCAAGAACAAGAAGUAUCUGAGGAGGUUCUCGCUGAUCGAGCCCGAGUCGGACACGACGUACGCGAGCUUCACGGACGACAUAGCGGAAGAAACGCUGAGCGGCUUCAAGGCGAGCCGCCGCGGCAACUACCACCGCAAGCGCCGCCGAUGGGCUCGCACGCGCUUCAUUGUCGACCAAGCACGGGCCGGCGGCUUCUCCGGGCUCGUCGUCGCGUCGACCAUGGACCCCAUCUCCGUCGUCCGCGCCGCCCUGCCGCUCCUCGCCGGCGGCGCCCCCAUCUCCAUCUACUCGCCCACCAUCGAGCCCCUCACCCAGCUGGCCGACUGCUUCAGCAAGGCCCGUCGCGCCGGGUGGUCCAGCAACCCGCCGACAGACGACAGUGGGCGUGCCCGCUGCCGGACCUGGAGAAACUGGCCCGGGUCGGACGACUUUCCCGUCAACCCGUCGCUGCUCAUCGGGCCCAACGUGCAGACGAGCCGGGCGAAACGCUGGCAGGUGCUCCCGGGGAGGACGCACCCGUUGAUGAUGGCCCGAGGGUUUCCUGGUUUCCUGUUCACGGGGUCCAAGGCCCGCGGAAGGCAAAGAUCGAAGCACGCGGCAAGACCAAGCGGCGCAAGGUCGAGGCAUAGCUGGGAGGGUACUUUCAUGCUGCGUAGAGGACCCGACGGAGGGAUCGGAAAAGGGGGAGCCCGAAGGGGGCGCGGUGGCAAGAUCGUCACCAUAGACUAG
Molecule: messenger RNA, 1317 nt
Organism: Verticillium alfalfae VaMs.102
Lineage: Eukaryota; Fungi; Ascomycota; Sordariomycetes; Glomerellales; Plectosphaerellaceae
Exons: 3
Coding region: 1-1317 (438 amino acids)
Biological process (GO): tRNA methylation
Cellular component (GO): tRNA (m1A) methyltransferase complex; nucleus
Source: RefSeq, a predicted model, not a curated record